This is a messenger RNA of Naumovozyma castellii, 2043 nucleotides long. RefSeq names its product Aep3p (gene AEP3). NCBI's taxonomy places the organism in Eukaryota, Fungi, Ascomycota, Saccharomycetes, Saccharomycetales, Saccharomycetaceae. The transcript has a single exon. The record is from RefSeq and is a predicted model, not a curated record. Bases 1 to 2043 code for a protein of 680 amino acids.
AUGGACGACGGCUGGUUGGUUGGUGUAAUAUCAUCUAUCUAUCUAUCAAUAAAAUCUAUCAUCAAUAUGGAUGGAAAUUCCGCGUAUAGAAAAAAAAAGGCCAAAUACUAUAUAAAAGUUAACAAUCGGUCAAACAUUUUAGAAAGGAUCGACACAGAUGAAUGGAUGAAUGUGUUUGCGAGACUAAAUAGACUGGUAACUACACAUGGUAUUGAGCAAGGAAUACGAACGACCCGAGUUUCUCCACAAGGGGUCGAAUCUUCACCAAAGCCAAAGCGGAGGAAGCAACAACAACAGAUCAAGGGCCAGGAUAAAAUUGUGAAGAAGAAUAUGUAUCUUGUUGGUCGGAAUUCACAAUACGAAAGAAGAGUGGUGCAAGAACAAUUAUCACCGUUGCGAGUUCAUGAAUUUGGCAGAUCGGCAUUGAAAGAUGAUUACCAAGUUGGCCAUGCACGAGAGAAUUAUCAGCAAUUGCGGAAGAUUAAUACUGAUCCGCGAUUCAAAUAUAUCAAAGUAGAAAAAUCGCAAUCGUUAUUGAAGAUGAUGUUGCCCCGCUUGAUGCAGUUGACUGAUCCGAGUGCAAGUCCGAUGAUGGAUAACCAUGAGGAAUCGAAGGUAGUUUAUAGUAAUUUUUCCACCUCAGAGAUACCGAAAGUACCUGAUUUCUCCGCUGAUGACGAGUCAUCAUCUCGGCGAUUGGAGGAGUACAUUGGCAUGCUUACACAUACGAAAUAUUACUUCCGAUCAUCAUCGCAGUUGAACGGUGUGAUCCCCAAGAUCCUGAGAAAUUUAAUGAAUCCGAUGAACAUGAAAACCCUGCCGCUGAGAACGACACAGAUGUAUAACGAUAUGAUGUUAUUUUAUAGUAAUCGAUUUGAUUUUGCCACCGUGCGUGAGCUUUACAAACAAUUGAAGAUAUUGAAAUUGAAACCCAAUGUGAGAACAUUCAAUGUAAUGAUGCGGUCUAUUUUGAAGAAUUCACAUAUUAGGAAAACAAAUGGUGCCCUGGAGAAGGAAAUCUUGUUUGUGUUGAAUCAGAUGAGGAAAUACGAAUGUCAUGCGGAUGUGUACACAUGGACUACAUGUUAUAAUUUUUUAAAUGAUGAAUUGUCUAGGGAUGUAUACAUGGAGAAUAUGAUUGAACGUGUUGGUGUCGCCAUGACUGAUCGGUUUAUCUACACCGUGUUGAGGAACCAGGAAGUGGAUGCGGAGGGUAAGCGGGAUAGUGGAUUGGAUAUAUUAAAGUUUCUGGUGAAGAAUCAAGUUGGUAUCAAUGAUGAGAAACUAUUUCAUCUUUGUUUGAAAAGAUUUUUAGAUGCUGGUGAAUUGGAUAAGGCUUGGUUGAUGAUGAGACAUUAUCAGGAGAGACGAACGAUGAUGAUUACGCACGAGACUUUGAAUCUUUUCCUUAUUGCCUUUGCAGAGAGAGGAAGAUUGGAUUUGUCGUUACUUGUGUUCAACAGUUUCAUGCGAUGGGGGGUGACACCUAAUAUGGAUUCCUUUGAUAUGCUGUAUAAAUCGAUGGUUAAUUGUGGGUACACACGCCAUUUCCCGUUUAUUUUCCAUUAUUUGAGGUUGUUAAAGAUUAAGAUGGGGUUUGGUGAACGGUUUUGUUAUUGGAGUGUUAAAUGUCGGUCGAUUAUUAAGUUUAAUUAUAAGAUGAAAGAGGCGGAUGCGAUGGACGUGGAACGUUGUGGUAGGAAAUUGAGCCGUGAUAAAUUUUUUUGGGAUAAAGAUCAUUUGAAUUGGAAUUUGAGUUCCAAUGGUAGUUGCCCCAGUGCAUUGACGCGAGCGUUUUGGUAUAUUGGAUGUCAACCUAAAUGGUUAAAGAAAGGCAAGAUAAGGGGGCAUGGUAGUAAUUGUAAUUUGAUCAAGUCAGAUGAUGGUACUAAGAUUCAAAAAAAUGAGUAUCGAAAGAGGAUACGAUAUGUGGCAGUGCAGAAUGCCAUGUUAAAGCGUGUUAAGUAUAUAGAUGAUCAAUAUGGUGCGUUGAAAGAAGAAUUGAAAGAUAGAGGGUUGUUACAUGUAAAUAAUAAAAAGUAA